This is a messenger RNA of Paramuricea clavata, 300 nucleotides long. Lineage: Eukaryota; Metazoa; Cnidaria; Anthozoa; Malacalcyonacea; Plexauridae. The record is from the annotation of a GenBank genome assembly.
AUGUCUUUUGAGAAAUCUGCAGAGAUAAGUGCAGGGGUACAGCUUCUCAUACAGAGAGCGUCUGGUUUGAAAACAGUGCAAGGGACAAAUCUUGGUUUAAGCUUUAAACCUCGUUCAGAUGACGUGUUCGUCGUGACUGUAAUGAAAUGCGGCACAACAUGGAUGCAACAGAUUCUACAUCAGUUGCGUAGUGGUGGCGAUAUGUCAUUUGAUGAGAUUAGCAAUGUCGUCCCUUAUAUCGAGUUGGCUUAUGACACCGAAAUAGACCUCGAGGCUGAACACAACUAUCAACCGCGGUAA